Molecule: messenger RNA, 681 nt
Organism: Meloidogyne enterolobii
Lineage: Eukaryota; Metazoa; Nematoda; Chromadorea; Rhabditida; Meloidogynidae
Source: the annotation of a GenBank genome assembly
AUGCCAGCUAUUCAUUUUUGCUCUAUCCAAUUAAAUAUUACCGAAGAUAAUUGUUGUCAAUUAAUUAAAUUAUUAAAUAUACCGGAAAAAAUUCCUUUUUGUCUCCCAAAAUUACAAGGAAAUAUUUCAAAUAAUAAUUUGGGAAUUAAAAAUCAAAAUCAUACUUUAGUGGAUAAUAAUUCAACAUUUGAAGCUACCUCAUUAAUCCUCAAUAAUAUUUCUACAACAUUAUUUCCAAUAACCUCAAGUACCCCUUCUGUAAAAUAUGGAGGAGGAGCACCAGCAAUGCCUGUUAUGAAUUUAAAAAUAGCACCAAGUGAAGCGCCUGAAGAACAUUUAACGUUUCUUUUUGGAAUUUUUAUGCUAAUUUCAAUGGCUGUAAUAUGCACUCUUUUUUUAAUGAAAUUGGCAAAGGUUAAUAGUAUUCAAUCAUCAACAUCAACGAUUCCUCCACGUCUAAGAUUUAGUACAAGAGAUUUUGCCAGAAGUUUGGCUGCUGUUGAUUAUUCGCUUAUGCUUUGUAUCCCACGUUCAACCAGCACAAAUUCAAACAUUUCAAAUAAUUCUAAAGGUGUUUUUUGGCUCUUGUCCAGACUUUACGCGUCCAAUGAAUCGCAAAAUCAAAAUUCUAUGCGUCUAAUCUAUGCGAUUUCCCAGAGUUACGUUCGACUCUCGCCCUGA